GAUAAACCGAAUCUUUCCCCUGCUUCAAUCCCGGCCCGCGCACUCUUCCCGCCCCGAAAUCGCACGAAACCCAGCCAAUCGGCCGCCCCUACCCCCACCCAGCACGGGCGCGGAGGCAGCCAGCCGGACCCGAUGGACCACCGCCGCGGGCGCGGGGCGGCGGUUCCAAUCUCCCACCCAAAUGCCCCGGAACUCCCGUAGUCCGCACCGAAAAACCCACCGGGUCGCACGCCAGCCAAGCUUGCCAAAAACAUCGAGCCGUCCGCCCGCGCCGCUCGGCUCCCCAACCGCCCAGCUCCCCAUCCCCGUCACAACUUGACCCAAGGCGCUGGGCGAAACCGGCCGCAACCCCCCGCCUCCCCCUAGCUGCCGCCUUUCGCGCCGCGCCGCGCCGCGCCUCCCCUCUCGGCUUGACCACCGCCACCCGGACUAGUCCACCGUCCGCCAUGGCGGGGGAAGACCCGGGCGGCGGCGGCGGCGGCGGCGGCGACGACGACGACGACCCGUGCCCGUUCUGCGGCGGCGGGGGCGGGUUCCCCGCGCGCGUGACCCUGGCCAAGCGGAAGCUGCCCGCGGAUGCGGGGGUUAGAGCGCGUGUGGGGCCCGACGACGAGGCGGCUGCGCUGCGGGAGGCCGUGGCGCGCCAGCGCCACGGGAUCGCGGAGCUGCAGGAGGAGCUCGAGGCGGAGCGCGGCGCGGCCGCGGGCGCCGCCAGCGAGGCCAUGUCCAUGAUCUUGCGCCUGCAGCGGGAGAAGUCCGAGGUCAUGAUGGAGGCCCGCCAGUACCGGCGGUACGCGGAGGAGCGGUUCGCGCACGACGCCGCAGAGGUGGCGGCACUCCACGACGCGGUGGAGUGCCGGGACGCCACGGUGCGGUCGCUCUCAUCGCAGCUCCGGGCGUGCCGCACGCGGCUCCUCCACCUCGGUUUCCCCUCCCCGUCGUCCCUACCCUCGUCCCCCACCGCCGCCGCCGCAGGCCGCCAGGACCACCCCUUCGCUGCUGACGACGACGACUACCCUUCGAUCCAGUACCUCGACCAUCCCUCGUCCGCCGACGUGGGCACCCCGCGCACCCACCACCUGCUCAACAGAAUGCCCGGCCAGGAAGACGAUAAGGGAGUCAUCUGCGGCUCACCGCGGCGCUCGCGUCAUGCUCGCACGCUCUCUGGUGACAGCUUCUCGUAUGAUUGUGGAAUUGCCUUGGCUGAUGAGUUCCCUCUCUUUGCGGACCGGGACGCGCCAGAUCGGGACGAGAGUGACCGGGUGUACACAGUGGACGCCGUGCAUGGUGUGCCGGUAAUGGCGCCGUGGGCUGAGGAGGAGAUAGAGAUACAAAAGCUCAAAGCGAGGUUGCAGGCUCUGGAAGCAGACCGGGAGUCGAUGCGGCAUGCCAUCGUGUCCAUGGGCGAUGAGAAGGCACAGGUUGUUUUGCUCAGGGAGAUUGCGCAACAGCUCUGCAAGGAGGCAGCGCCAUUCCCAGCUGUUCCGCUGAAGGUGCAGCCAAGGCCGCAACCAGUUGUGGUGGCACAGAGGAAGGUGGUGAAGAGGCAGUCUUUCUUCGCAAAGUUCUUCAUUGUAACGGUGAUCAAGUGGAUUGCGUCUAUCUUUUGCUGGCGAAGGAAAUCAAAUCGCAUUAGGUACCCCAUCGGUCUGUGUGGAAGCAAUGUCGGAUUGAUGCUGGUACUGGACAGGUACCCCAAACAGAGGCGCCAAAGAUUCCUCAAAAGAGGUGCUGCCACUGAUUGAUCACAUGCUGAUGGUGCCUCUGCCCUUCUCUAGCUCAGAUGAGCUAUUUUCUGAACAUAAAGCUCAUUUGUUUUGUGAAGAUGCAGUCGUUCUUGGAUAUCUUUUUACCCCUUUGUGUACGCAUUCUUUGGUUUGUUUUGGUUUGGUGAUCUAGUUAUAAAGUGAAGUCUCUCUUAUUUGCCUUCUCUUCUGCUGCCUCCUUUUGUAUACAUAUUCUUCUUGGUGCUGUAGGGUUAAAGGAUGCAUUGUAAAUAACCGCUAACCAGUUGAAGCAUUAGCAGUAGUUCUGUUUUUCCA
Phragmites australis (common reed) is the source of this 2042-nucleotide messenger RNA. RefSeq names its product myosin-binding protein 7-like. The record is from RefSeq and is a predicted model, not a curated record. Lineage: Eukaryota; Viridiplantae; Streptophyta; Magnoliopsida; Poales; Poaceae. Bases 447 to 1745 code for a protein of 432 amino acids. The transcript has 3 exons.